Sphenostylis stenocarpa is the source of this 1821-nucleotide messenger RNA. NCBI's taxonomy places the organism in Eukaryota, Viridiplantae, Streptophyta, Magnoliopsida, Fabales, Fabaceae. The record is from the annotation of a GenBank genome assembly.
AUGGAAGCUGUCAUGACAUAUUUGGAUGAACACCGAUUUUCCAGCGCCAAACCUAACCCUCUUCUGUUCAACACACCGAUUCUAGAGAGAGAAAGAGUGUGUUCGAGAGAAAUGAAUGCUUCAAUGAGGAAAAAGGUUCAAAGGAAGUGUAAGAUAAGAGGCUACAACCUCAAAGUGGAUGCUCUCGACGAGAUCCUCUCCUUCGCCGCUCGCUUCGAAGGCGACGAAGACGAAGCCGUCGAUCUCCUCCUCGACGAGCUCGAAAAAUCUUUGAAAUCCACAAUAAUUGACAAGGAGACGGUGCACCGCGUGGUGAGCCUGCUGCUGGAAGCUGAGGCGGCCGUGGAGGAUAGCUCCGACCCCGGCGCUGGCACCUCUUCCGCCAUUCGCGUUGUCGAUGCGUUCCUCGUCCCGAAAUAUAAAUACGACACUAUCAGAAAACAGUUCUACGAGCAUACAGGCACGUUAUCUAUUCACGGAGAAGCAUCAGCAAAAGCAGCUUUGUACAGGGAUAGGUUUCUGUUAUUGUCCCAGAGGCUCUCUCGUGACCAGCAUUUUUCUAAACCUGCUUUUGAAUCUGAAUUUUCUCAUUUCGGAAGUUGUGAGAUAUCUCCUAUUCAAUCUCUAGUUGGGCAAACAGGUAGAAGAUGGGUGAUGGGCGUAAUAUCUCAGCUGGAAGAUGGUCAUUACUAUUUGGAAGACCUUACAGCUGCAAUAACUACAGGACUCUUUUCAGAGAACACUAUAGUUGUGGUCGAAGGGGAGAUGCACGUGGAGGGUAUUUUUCAGGUUUUAACAUGUGGAUUUCCUCCACUGGAGGAUAGAGAUAAGUCACUGAAAGUACUUGCAGGGCAUGACUUUUUUGGUGGUGGUACUUUUACCAAAGAGGAAACUAUUAGAAUGGAAGAGAUGGAGAAAAGAGCUGUAAAUGACAUGUUUGUCAUACUUGCUGAUGUUUGGCUAGACAAUGAAGAGGCUUUGACAAAGCUGGAGACUGUUCUGGAUGGUUUUGAGAGUGUGGAAGUGGUUCCUUCCUUAUUUGUUUUCAUGGGAAACUUCUGCUCUAGGCCAUGUAACCUUUCAUUUCAUUCUUAUUCGAGCCUCAGAAUGCAGUUUGGUAAGCUGGGGGAAAUGAUUGCUGCCCAUACUCGGCUGAAAGAGCUGAGUCAAUUUCUGUUUAUUCCAGGUCCUGAUGAUGCAGGUCCUUCGACGGUUCUUCCUAGGUGCGCUUUACCAAAAUAUUUAACUGAAGAGCUCCAAAAGCACAUACCAAAUGCCAUAUUUUCAAGCAACCCUUGCAGGGUAAAAUUUUAUACCCAAGAAAUUGUAUUUUUCCGCCAGGAUAUGCUGCAUAGAAUGCGUCGCUCAUGUUUGAUGUCUCCUUCUACAGAAGAGACUGAUGAUCAUUUUCAACAUCUUGUUGCUACCAUAACCCAUCAAAGUCAUCUCUGUCCACUCCCACUUACUGUUCAACCUAUCAUUUGGAAUUAUGACCAUUCUCUCUAUCUUUAUCCAACUCCACACACGAUAGUCUUGGGUGACAGAAGUCAGCAAAAGGCAUUCAAGUACACAGGAAUCACCUGUUUUAAUACUGGUUCCUUCUCAAUUGACAGCACGUUUGUGGCAUAUCGUCCCUGCUCUCAGGAAGUAGAAUUAUCAGCCUUAUAUACAACCAUUAACAAAGCUGGAAAUCUGGAAUUGCUGCCUUUUCCUCUUGGGAAUAUUGAAAACAGCCAGAAUCCAAUGACCAUUGCCAGUGGUAAAACGCUCCACACAAGCACAGCUGCAAUGAAAGGUGAUGUUGAUAUAGCCACAAGUUGA